This is a messenger RNA of Punica granatum (pomegranate), 1992 nucleotides long. The record is from RefSeq and is a predicted model, not a curated record. Lineage: Eukaryota; Viridiplantae; Streptophyta; Magnoliopsida; Myrtales; Lythraceae.
CGUGCUUGCUCAUGUCAUUAGCAUAAACUGUUAGCGAAGAUCACGCUGCUCAUCUUAUAUUCCGAUUCUGGUUGUUGCAUAUUCCGUCGUGCCCAACUACGAAAAUCUUGGCAUCUCUGUCCCGAUAGAGCUUAUCGGCUAGACCUGUGUGGCUUCCUGAAAGUCACCCCUUGUCUGUAAUGUUAGGUGAUUAAAGAGGCAUGAGUUUCAUUUAUGAUGUGAACUCAUACUUGACCACAUGAAUUUAUCAGAGAGUACGUACAGGGGACAUUCAUGAGAAAUUAUGAAGCAUCUGCAUCGGAUAGGUACAGAGUGGGACAUAACAGAUACAGAGUCCAAAUAAUUUACAAGUUACAGCCUGCACAUCGGUUGCACUCGAGCAGGGGUGUUAUGUCAACAACUCUUGGAUGUUUAGGUCUUCAUACAUUUACUGUGUCGAGUCGAUUUACAUGUGAAUCUGCAUGCAUAUAGACAUGUAUGUAUUGUAUAUAAGUGCGCGUUUUGCGCCAUUUUGUGCAUUGGUUGACAAACGCUGAGAGAGACCAAAUCACUUCCUUUUGCUUCUCUGAAUCCCUUCUGCUCCCUUUUCUCCAUGGCUACUCUCUCAGAAGCAUACAGGAACACACCUCUGCACCCUCACCAUAUUAUCCCUCUAGACUUUCAAUCUGUCGAACGCGUUCCGGAAUCACAUUCAUGGCAAGACGACAGUCUUCCACUUAGAAUCCAGUCGCCGGAAAGCGGGGAGGAGGCAUCGCUGCCCAUCAUUGACCUCGGCGACUCCGAAGCCUUAAAGAUGGUGGGUCCAGCAUGUGAGGCGUGGGGCAUGUUCCAAGUCAUAAACCAUGGCAUUUCUACAACCCUUAUAAGGGAUGUCGAGUCGGAGGCUAGGAGGUUCUUCUCUCUCCCGGCUAAAGAGAAGAUGAAGGCUCUCCGUUCUCCUGGCGGAGCUGCUGGGUAUGGAGUCGCCCGAAUAACACCGUUCUUCAAUAAGUUCAUGUGGCAUGAAGGGUUCACCAUUGUGGGAUCUCCCAUGGACCACGCUAGGGAGGUUUGGCCUCAUGGAUAUCGAAGGUUUUGUGAAGUGAUGGAAGAGUACCAGAAGAAGACGAAAGAUCUCUCCGAGAGGCUCCUCAUCCUGAUCCUGAAAUCCCUCGGCAUACCCGAGGAACACAUCGAGUGGCCGAGGUCCGCAGCCUACCAGGGCGGGCCAGCCCCGUGCACGGCCCUGCAGCUCAACUCCUACCCAUCCUGCCCGGACCCGGCCAGGGCAAUGGGUCUGGCCCAACACACGGACUCCUUCCUCCUCACGGUCCUCCACCAGGUCAGUGGCAUAAACGGUCUCCAAGUCCUGAAGGAGGGGGCGGGGUGGGUCCGCGUCGUGCCCUUGGAAGGGGCACUAGUGGUCAAUGUGGGUGACAUGCUCCACAUCAUGUCUAAUGGAUUGUUCCCCAGCGUCCUCCACCGGGCUGUCGUGGAUAAGACCAGCCACAGGAUGUCAAUGGCCUACUUCUAUGGGCCCCCGGCGGAUUACCGCGUCGCCCCCAUCCCAAGAGGCUGCCCGAGCCAGGCUCCACUCCAGUUUCGACCCGUGACCGUCAGGGAGUACAUUGAGAUGAAGGCAAAGAAUCUUGAUGGCGCGCUAUCGGGAAUCAGGGUGAGAUGAUAAAAGACCGUUUCUCCACAUAUCUAUAAUAAUAAAUGAACCGCCGCAAAAUCAAAACUUGGCUUCCAUUUCCAGUUUUAUUUAUUUGCAUUCGGUAGGCUCGUAUCUAUUACUAAGUACUGUUAGUCGAGAUUUGUGAAUUACGCAAUUCGAAGCAACGAAUUCGCACCGUUACUAGCAGUGCAGGGGAUGAGUAUAUAACUCAAUAAUAAUAGUUUAGAAGCAUAAGAUACCUGGUGGGGUUGCAAUUCUCGCCCAUGAAACAUAACAAAAAAAAACAAAAGGAGGAAAAAUGUUGACAAGAAGGGAAAAAAAAAAGGAGAAAAACG